UGAGGCACUGGAGUCCAGAUGUGAACAUUUAGUGUCGUCAUGUCCAAUACUAAACGACAAAGUUCGUGGCAAGAAGACAUUGCUAGAAACUUUUCGAGACUGUUUUUAAGAAGCAAAUCCCAGGAGCCUCAGAACACAGGGAGCGAUGGAAGCGAUAUCAGAUGUCAAAGACGACGAAUCCAACAGCCCUAGCAGUGAACUUCAAGAGGAGGACGCACAGCAGAAAGUUGUUCUGGAGUUAUCAAAGGCGCUGUUCCACGGCUCUGAAGGGGAGAGACGAGAGGCAGCGGAAGUGGGAGGAGGAGGAGAGGAGGAGGAGGAGAAGGCGGAGGAGGGAGAGGGCGGCGGCGCGCUGGACGAUGCGGGAGGGUCUCCUUCGCGGCUGGCCUCCGCCUCGCCCCCCCGCUCCCCGGCCGCCGCGGGGCCCAGCACGCCCCCCACUCCUCUGGAUGCCUUCUUCAGAAAGCUGGGGAGCCUGUUCCACUUGUCCUCCAGGCUGGAGGAGGAGGAGGCUCCGGCGGACCCAGACGCCCCGGGAACGGCGCGCGCUUCGGAGGGGAGCGCGGACGCCGCCGAGCCUUCUGGGAAGCCGGACUGCCUGCUUCGGGAGGGGUGUGAGACGGGCAGGGGGAGGGGCAGCCAGGAGGGGGAGUCUACGGAGCAGAACCGCACGCUGCCGCCCCGCUUGGCUGAGUCCGGCUCGCCGCUCGCAGGGAGACCGGCACAGAGCGCUGAGGAGUGCGGACAGAUUGACCUCCGGGGACCACAGCACCCAGUCCUGAAUGAAGAGGCUGGUGAGGACUGCAAUGUAGGCGAACAGGGCAGUGUGGCAGACACCGAUCCGACCGUGGAGGAAGCUGCAGAUGAACAACGGCGCCGUCUGGCCCUCUCCUGUCCCCCCACCAUCACCUAUGGGACAUACCGAGGCUCGAGGGAGAUCAGAAAGAUGAGGAGGAGGAACCGGGUGCAGGUGGACUCUCCCAUUUCGGAGGGGGAGGAGCACCUACACAGUGGGAGCAGUGCCACCGGGCUCUCGUCUCCAGGAAAACAUGCUCAGGGAGUGGCUGUUUUGGAAGAAGAACAGCUCGGGACCUUGGCGGGGGAUCCUGUCGUCGUGACUUUUGCCAGUCUGGGACCUGGCAGCAAUGUAACGAUACCGUCGGAGAACGACGUGAGCCAAAGUGCCUUACCCCUCGAGCGGGAGCCAGGCCUGGCUCACGCACCAGCCCAGACCACAGACCCUUGUCUUGGAGAGGUUUCAGGAAUGCUCUCCCUGUCUGCUGCUGAGAAGGACUCCUCUGAUAAGCAAACUGCCACUGCAGAGGGGGAUGGUGAAGGGGAGCUCUCAGAGGAGAAAACGUCACAGGAGACAGCUGAGGCUGUCGCUGGGGAGAUGAAAUUGGCGCACGAACGGGCAGAAACCCUAUCUGCGCGAGAGGGCUCGACAGGGUCACCUUCAAAGGCUAGCGAUGCUGCUGCCCUGUCUCAUGCCCACGGCGGCCAGUGUGACCUGCAUCAUAUUUCACUGUCAGGUACACAGGGGGACGAGGACGGUGAGGACCCUGUGCCAGCAGACCAGGGGACGGGUGCUCCGGAAUGUUCUCUAGCCGCUAGUGAAAGCUGGUUUUUAGCACCCGAGACAGGAUUGUUAGAGUGCGGGGAACCGGAUGAGGAGGCCUUGUGGGCCGAGUCCAGGCAGAUGGUUGAUAGCAUCCUGAGAAAUGCCCUUGCAGCUCUCCAUAAUAUUGAAAGCUGUGAACGGCACGAAAAGGAGGACAAGGAGGCAAUUAGCCCCAUUCGACUGGAUGAACAAAUCAACGGAAUGUGGACACCAGGGAAGCAACAGGAGGGGUUUUUGAGUGAAUCUGCAGAUGCUGGCUACUUGCCUGUCUCAGUGGAGCAGAAUGUAGGUUCAAAUGAAGCCCGACUAGACAAGAGCAGGUCCACUCUCUCCUCGGGACCUGAGUCAAUCUUUGAUUUAGACACGGACAGCAGAAAUAAUCCUGGACCUAACUCAAAGCUGGGUCCCAUUGGUGUUUCAAUCAGGAUUUCAGAUCAGAGGCAUGGCGAACAGCAUUCUGUAGAUGGAUUACAUGUCUUGCAUCCACCACACCUCAGUGAAGUGUAUUCAGGUGACCAAAAUGGCUGUCACAGUGAGGAAGCUCAUCCACAGUCAAAAUAUAAUAUCAAGCCUGUCUUAUUAAUUAUGGGGGACAGUGACAAAGACAUUGACAGCAGUUUUAUAGAGGCAAUAUCAACAGAAACCAGUGGAGAAGCAAUAAACAAAGCUCUCCAUUUAGCCAAAGAUAGAACUGAAAGCAAUAGCAAUAGUCACAAUUUAACCAGUAGUUACAAGGAAAUCCUGCCAACUGAAAAACAGGUGAAAGUAUAUGGUGACCUUGACAUCUUAAAUGUUGACCUUGAAACAUCUAUUCAACUCAAUGGUGUAAAAGAUGAAAGCUGUCUCUCUAUGCAACUUGCAAGAAAAACAAAGGACAGCAUAGCUUUUCAAAGGGACACACAAAGUGAAGACUCUUUCCAACCUAGUGAACUUGUUACAUGGAAAUGUAAAAACCUCAAUGAGCUUCACAUCCCGUCAACUGCUUUGGAAUCUUCUCAAAGCUCAGAGGAAACACCAAUUGUAAAUCCACAGACAAAGACUGAGGCACUAAUGGACCAUACAAGUAAAAAUGAAAUCCUGCAGGACCAUGGAGCAGCAGACCCUAAAAGCUCUGAUAAGAUCUACCCGAUAGACCGAAACGAUUUGCGUGACGAGGAGAAAAGUGUGGAGGACCACAGCUUUGCUUUGGUGGAGAGUUAUUUGGUGACCGUCAUUGAGGAUGAGUCAGAACUGGGUGACGAAGAGGAUGCCUCCUUGUGUGACCGUCCGGGAAGCGAAGGUGAUGAUGGUAAACGGGAAGUCCCAGAGGACCCGGAGAGGCACGAGAGCCCCUCGAGUAGUGCCCGGCGUGCUGACGAUGAUGACUCGCAGCAGUGGACUGCGGCGAAAGCCUAUCGGUGUCAUGUCAUUUCGGAUGACAGCCAAGGCUCCGACGCACAGGGAGAACUCGCAGGGACGAGCUUUUGUGAUCUGAGCGGCAGGACGUCCGGCCUGUUUUCCACAGGCAGGAGGACGCAUCUGGAACUAUCUCUUCAUGCCAACAGGGGCGAGCUGUCGGGCCCCCACCAUCACAGGUUCCCCGAGCUGGACUUUCACGAGUGUGAGGGGGGCUUCGCCAUCAUAAACGAGGAGGAGGAGGGCGAAGCCGUGUUCGUGAAUGACACUGGGACGAUGCUCAGCCCCACGGUGAGACGGGGCAAGGUCUACCCUUUCUCACUCUCCCCUAUUUUUGAGGAGGAGAGCGGCAGGGAGGACGCAUGCUCGGAAGAUCUCCAGGAUGUGCCGGUGACGCAGGACGACCUGAGGAGUGUGGAGCAGCAGGCCUCCUCCAUCCUGUCCCUCCUGCAGUCUGUCAGUGAGCGCCUGCAGUCGAGUGCCUUCACUGACCCGUACCAGGACUCCUCGGACGAGCUCUCCCCCACACUCCACCAGCCCCCGUGGGGGUGCCUCUCGGACCAAGCGGAUGAGGACGUGUGCUCGACCGGUGAUGAUCUCAACAAACUGUCCAACACACAAACCGACAAUUGGGAGGGGUCCCCAGACCGCCAGGACUUUGAUGAAGCCAGGUCCUUCAGCGAGGUGAAUAGGCCCUCUGGGGAAAUGCAGGUGGCCGUUCCAACACCACCCCAGGGGGAAUUAAUUAUAUCUUCAUCUCAAUAUGAUUCCAAAACCGUCUCAAAGUCCCCAUUUUAUGAGUAUUUGAAGAAUGCGCGGUAUCAGUCGACUCAGCCUGAUGUGGAAAAUAAUCGGCCUGCUUCUAAUAGCAACCUGUGCCAAGGUGAUGGAGGCUCAUCGGCUCCAAUGCUCACGAGAAUUAUUGAUAAAAGAUUUGAAAAAGUCCCAAGGCCCACACAGAUGCAUAUCUACGAUGGCGUGACCUUCUCUGGGGAAAAGUGGGAGAUAAACGUGGACUUGGAUGAUGCGACCGGGAUGACCUUCCCCCACGGGGCGUCUGUCCGAGUGCUGAGAGGAUGUUGGCUUCUGUACCGGGACCCGGGAUUCAGGGGACCGUGCGUGGUCCUGGAGGAGGGCGACAAGGUCCUUUCCCAGGAUGGAGGCCUUUCCUGGCUGGGAGAGAGCCCAAGUACUGUCACAAUUGGAUCCAUUAAAAGAGCAGUGAAGGAUGACAGCCCUCCAGAGAUCUUGGUCCAUACGCGGGAGAAGGAGGAGAACCUCAGCACGGCGGUUGACAACCUGGAAAUGAACGGAUCUGUGAGCCUGUCUUCCAUCUCUGUCAGGGCUGGAUGCUGGGUGGCCUACGACUGCCCUGGAUUCAGCGGGAACUACGCGGUACUGGAACCCGGAGGCUCCAUCUCGCCCGGCCCGCACGGACAGUCAGUGACCUGCGUGAGGUCACUGCGUCCCCUGAAGAUGGGUGGGCUGAAAGUACGGAGGCCCUUAGACCCCAAGAUGGUGGUGUAUGAGCUGCCGUGCUUUGGCGGCCAGAGCAGAGAAAUCCUGGGCAACACGCCGCUCCUGGAGGCCAAGCCAGGCCCGCGAGGGGCCGCAUCCAUAAGGGUCACAGGCGGAGUUUGGGUGGGCUACUCUGACGAAGGCUACAGAGGGCAGCAGUAUUUGCUGGAGGAGGGUGACUACCUGGAAUGUCUGGAACGGGGAGGGGCCGAUCAGACGCUCCUCUCCUUUCGUUUCCUCCAGGCGGAUUUCAUAGAGCCCUCAAUCUCCCUGCAAAGCGACAUGGACUCACUGCAGGCUACAGUAACGGACAUAGUGGAUUUGGACAUCCCGGAUCUGGAGCAGGCUGGAUUUGCAGGGAGAACCAGCUCCAUCUGUGUGAACAGCGGAGUGUGGGUGGCAUACAGUGAGCGGUCCUUCUGUGGGAAGCAGUAUGUCCUGGAAAAAGGCACAUACCCAGGCGAUCUGGACUGGGGUGGCACUACCGGCACCCUGGCCUCCAUGAGGGCUGUCCGUAUGGAACUUUCUGGCAGGGAAGAGCCAAAAUUUCUGCUCCGAGCCUAUAGCCAGCCUCACUACCAGGGCGACAGCCAGGAGUACGACGGAGAGGCUCCCGACUGCACCUCCUUCUUUCCCAUGUCCUUCAGGGUGAUCUGGGGAAACUGGCUGCUGUUCGAUGAGGAGGCCUGUACUGGAAACCAGUUUGUGUUAGGAGAGGGACUUUACCCUGACCUCAUUUCCUGUGGCUGUGUGGCAACAUCCGUCAAGUCUCUGAAGCCCAUUUCAUAUAGUUUCUCGGAUCCGUCGGUCAGCCUCUAUUCCUUGGAUUCAUUUCAAGGCCUGGAGACCGUUGCCUUGACACCCAGAGACUCCAUGAACGACUUCUUCACUCAGUCGCUCCGAGUCAACAGUGGGCUGUGGGUUGUGUACGAGUAUAGCUACUUUAAAGGACGUCAGAAGCUCUUACACCCUGGAGAGGUCCCUGCAUGGGCUGAUCACAGUGGCUGGGACAGCAUUGGCUCUUUGUAUCCGCUGAAACAGCCCAAGGUGUACAUUCAGGUGAGAAGCCGGACUUUGGGGUCCGUGCUUACGGCUGAGUUUGCACAGCAUGAUGCACCACCGGCCAACGUGUCUCUCAGCCCCGCCCGUGGCCUGGACAGCCAGUGUUGGGUCUUCAGUGGGGGCCUCUUGAAAUGCAAGGCCAGCAAGGCGUGCCUGUCCUUAAUCGGAGGGAAGGCCGUGUCGGGGGCCCAUGUAGCCCUGUGGUCCGAACAUGGGCGUACCAACCAGAAAUGGAGCCUAAAUGACAACGGGAAGAUCUCCUCUCACCUCAGCCACAAACUUGUGCUGGACAUCAAAGGCGGGACUGGCUUCAACAAAGACCACUUGGUUGUCAGUGAGUUCACAGCUGAUCAGGAUACGCAGUACUGGGACUUCGAGAUAGUUUAGAGGCCUGUGCACCCAGGAGUGGCAUAAACAAGCAGGAGGGACCAACCUGAGGAGGCAGAUGGGGCCCCCAGCGGUCAGCUGGGUCCCCAAGGGCCCACAGCAGCUGGGCUGAGGACCGCCAAGGGAAUCUUAGAGCCGCCUGGGCGGAAGAAGUGCCCGUCUGUAAGCUGGGUUUGAGGGGAAGCAGUGGCAUUGUUGUUAAAUUGCUCCUCUCUCCUCUGUUAUUAAUCUCAGGUUCUGGAAACCGUAUGGACACAUUUUAGAGCAAGAUAAAAAGGCAAUGACCACAACAACAAAACGAAAAUAAAAACCUAUUUAUUCUGCUGAAGGAAAGAGGUCACUGUGCCACCAAGAUCUGAUCUUGACCUUAAGAGACUGAGAAAUCGGAUAGCCAAAGCAAAUCUGAGUGCCAACACUCAACCGCAGGAUGUGUAAUGGCAAUCAAGUGUAUUUAUCACAAGUACCUUUAAAAAUAACAUGGCAUCUCAUCCACUCACUUUUCCAAGUGAGGUAAAUAACUGUUUUAAGUAUUGCUUAUUUUUAUUCUUUCUGUAAAAUUUUCAGAAGCGAAUUUGCACUACCAGGAACCACAAUGUUCACUUGAAAGGGUGGCUGCCUUAGUGAGUCUACAGAAUCUGUAAUGUCUCAAGUCAGCAGUCAGUGCUGAUUCUGAAUAAAUCCCACAGUAUUUUUCAGCUCUUUUUCAAGUAUAUGCAGGAUGUUACUAGUGAAGGUUAUGUUCAGAAGCACCUAGCAGACCUGGUCAAAAUUCACUUUUUGUUAGCCUAAGACGUUAUCUCCCUGGCAAGUGGCGUGUACAAUAGGGCGGGUUUUUCACAGGAAAAAGGUAAUUUCACUGGAUGAAAAACACUAAUAUUCAGGAACAUAGAUGUAUGGGGAAUAUUUUGAAGCAACUGAUGUCUAGAUUUUAAAUGGUUAAUGUACAGUAAGCAUAAACUGUUGAUAUGUAAUUAAGAGCACUGUUUUUAAGAUUAUAAUAUUAAAGAGUAAAUAUUGUUUAGGAAACGUGUGAUUGACAGCACUAUGACUCGGAGGACACUACUAUGACUGCCAGUGUUAACAACGCUAUUACUUUGAUAGCCAUACAAAUUACUGUAUGUGUGUACACUGAAUGCAGGUAUACAUAAAAAUUAGACAUACUUGCAUUAAACGUGUGUGUUUUCCGAUAUAAAGAAUAUGUAUAAUAAAUAAAGUUAGUUAAUACCAUGAAA
Molecule: messenger RNA, 7215 nt
Organism: Conger conger (European conger)
Lineage: Eukaryota; Metazoa; Chordata; Actinopteri; Anguilliformes; Congridae
Exons: 22
Coding region: 146-5983 (1945 amino acids)
Biological process (GO): lens development in camera-type eye; visual perception
Molecular function (GO): structural constituent of eye lens
Source: RefSeq, a predicted model, not a curated record